AUGAUGGUUGUGGUGAGAAUGCCUGAUGGCCAGUAUUCCUUGGAGUUAGCAAGAGCGGGUUGCUUGUUUAUUAGAUCUUUAAUUUGUGCAUUCACGUAUACCUUUGCCAAGCGCAAGUCUUGGAAUGGUACAAUAAACUGGGAUGAACAUUUCAGAGUAGUCAAUGGAUUGGUGCGAAUUUCAAAGGCCGCAGUGUCUAAUUUGGAAGGUCCAUCCAUGCAACUGGAUGUGAAUGAGCUCAUUCUCUUCAUUCAGAAGAACUUUUCCAACAAGACUGCUAAGCUUGUCUCAAUUUACCCUCCCUACUUUGAUAAUCUUUUUACGGUAUUAAAAUCAUUGCAAAUAGCAGUCUUACUUCCGCAUGACCGGUUAGUUCUGGAGACUCAUGUAUGUUUGAUGGAGUCCUUUGACAGACUAAUAUUUGCUAUUCUCCUUAAGAGAAAACAUGACGGACUUCUGGGAGAUGAAUUGAAUAAGUGGAACACAUGCAUAAAUCAGGCAAUGGCCCCCAAUGAAUUUGAAACAAGUUUGGAUAAGGUUCCUGUGUUUGAAGAUGUUUUUAAGGCGGCGGCGGAACGGAAGGAGGAAUAUUCAAAGACCAAAUUUUCUGCAUUUCGUCUAUCUAGAGAUUAUCCAGUACAUGUCCUUAGUCACAAGAACGUUACAACCAAAGAAAAUUCAAUUUCUACAACUGUUGAACGCUUUAAAGACGACAGUGGUGUGGAGCUGAUGCUGGCAGCCAACAUGCCACAUUAUCUUGCUACCUUACACCAGUCACUUAUAGUUGCGGGUGUUGAUAUCUAUAGAGAGUAUGUCCUGAAACAUCUCUUUUGUGUUCUUCUAAAUAUCUUUUAA
This is a messenger RNA of Triticum turgidum subsp. durum (durum wheat), 855 nucleotides long. NCBI's taxonomy places the organism in Eukaryota, Viridiplantae, Streptophyta, Magnoliopsida, Poales, Poaceae. The record is from the annotation of a GenBank genome assembly.